Amborella trichopoda is the source of this 2821-nucleotide messenger RNA. Lineage: Eukaryota; Viridiplantae; Streptophyta; Magnoliopsida; Amborellales; Amborellaceae. The record is from RefSeq and is a predicted model, not a curated record.
UUUCUAACAAAACGCUCCUAAAAAACCACAGCGUCCUCUCGCUCACUCUGUUCCUGCACUUGUGCCGUAAACCUUAGAACCCUAAAACCCACGACUGAACAAUCCCUAUUUCUCUCAAAUCACUGUAUCCUGCUGAACCCUAUGAUUAUCUGAUCUAAAACCCUAAUUUCUCACCCCCCGUAAGAGAAAUGGCUUCCAUCUCCUCCUCUACAACUCAAUCCUCCAUUAAAAUCCUUCGACAAAAGACCAGUCCAUGGCGUUCAAGCUUCUUCCACCACCCCCUACGGGCUUUCUUUACAAACCCGCCUGCAAAAUCAUCAGAGAACGAGACUCCACCCAUUGAUGGAGAACCCAUUUCGAACCAGAGCCAUGAAUUCUAUGGCGAACCAGAUCAGAGCUCACGAUCUUCGUCAGAGAGAGGUAAGCCCCGAAACCCCGAAUAUUUGGAGGAAACCAUUAUUAGAAUGAUGGCUAAGAGGUCUUGGACGACCAGGUUGCAGAACUCCAUUAGAGCUCUGGUCCCUGAGUUCACAAAACCCCUUGUUUUGAACAUCUUGGAUGGUGCCAAGAAGGCUCAACAAGCUCUGAAUUUCUUUAGGUGGGUCGAAAAGACUGGUUUUCACCACGAUUACUCGACCCACCUCAAGAUAAUUGAGAUUCUUGGUAGGUUUGGUAUGCUUAACCAUGCAAGGUGCAUUCUCUUUGCCAUGAGAGAGAAAGGAGUAGAGUGGGAUGAGCGUUUGUUCAAUAUGUUGAUCAAUAGCUAUGGAAAUGCUGGUAUAGUUCAGGAAUCAGUGAAGAUCUUCAAUAAAAUGAAGGAAUUGGGGAUUGACCCUACGGUGAGAAGUUACAAUAACUUCUUCAGUGUUAUACUGAAACGGGGUCGAACUUUUAUGGCUAAAAGGUAUUUUAAUGCUAUGAUCAGAAAUGGGGUUUCUCCCAAUAUAUAUACUUACAAUAUUUUGAUUUGGGGUUUUUGCCUAUCCACCAAAAUGGCCACUGCUAAUAGAUUUUUUAGUGAUAUGAGGGAGAGAGGCAUUUCGCCUGAUAUAAUCACAUAUAAUACGAUGAUAAGUGGGUGUUGCAGGGUUGGGGACAUGGAAAAUGCUUUGAAAUCCUUCAAUGAAUUGAAUGAGAAAGGGAUGGCUCCAGAUGAGAUUACUUAUACACAUCUGAUUAAGGGAUUUGUUGGGGCUGGUCGAAUCGAAGAGGCUUUAGAUUUUUUCAGAGAGAUGGGUGGCUUGAAAUUGAAGUCUAAUGCAUUGAUUUAUCAGGCUUUGGUGCUUGGUCUUUAUGAAAAUGGGAAGAUGGAUGAUGCACAGACUCUUCUGAAAGAGAUGAUGAAAAGAAAUUUUAGGCCAAGUGACCCAUCGAUCUUUUUGACCGUGAUGAAGGCUCAAUGUGAUGUGGGUAAUUUAGAUGAGGCCAUGGAUAUUUUGAAAGGGAUGAAAAAUUUGAGAAUCUCACCUGAAUCUGCUCAUUACGGGGUCUUGAUAGAGGGCCACUGCAACAAGGGACUCCAUGAUAAGGCAGGUAAGCUUUUAGAUGAGGUUAUGGAGGAUGGAAUUCUAUUGAAUCCCGGUGGUUCUCCUUUGGAACCCAGUGUUUAUAAUCCAAUUAUCCGGUACCUCUGUGAAAUUGGCCAUACCCAAAAAGCCGAAUUGUUCUUCAGACAAUUGAUGAAGUUGGGUGUUCAGGAUCCUCUUUCAUUUAACAAUUUGAUUGCUGGUCAUUCCAGAGAGAGAAUGCCUGAACAUGGAUUUGAACUCCUUAAGAUCAUGGCUAGGAGGGGAAUCCCUUCUGACAGUAAUGCUUAUAGCUCUUUAGUGGAGAGCUAUCUCAAGAUAUGUGAGCCUGCUGAUGCUAAGACGGCUUUAGAUAGUAUGAUAGAGAGUGGCCAUCUUCCUAGCCCUUCAUUGUUUCGAUCUGUCAUGGACAGCCUUUUCUCAGAUGGUAGAGUUCAAACAGCUAGCCGGGUUAUGUAUACUAUGUUAGACAAAGAUGUGCUAGAAAAUCUUGACCUUGUUGCGAAGAUCUUAGAGGCUCUUCUGCUUAGAGGGCAUGUUGAAGAAGCACUUGGAAGGAUUGAUCUUAUGCUUAGGAAGGGAUGUUAUCCUGAUUUCAACCAUCUUUUGACUACACUAUGCAAGAAAGAGAAGACCAUUGCGGCUCUCAAAUUGUUAGACUACUGUUUGGAAAGAGAUUGCAACGUCAAUUUCUCAAGCUAUGACCUUGUCCUUGAUGCUCUCAUUUCUGCAGGCAAAACCUUGAAUGCAUAUUCAAUUUUAUGUAAAAUUACAGAGAAGGGAGGGAUGAAAAAGCCAACCAGUUUUGAAUCCCUGAUAAAAACCCUAAGUGAAGAGGGGAACACAAAGCAAGCAGAUAUUCUCUCAAGAUUGGUCGCCCAAAAGACGUCUGGAGCAAGGAAAGGUCAGAAGGUUGCGAUGAGUACGUGAAAAUAUCUCUUUAUUUGGGCAUUGCUUGAGCUGGGCAAUUUAGGAACGAGAGAAUGGUUUUGAUGAGUACCAAAUGAAAAUUUAUCUCCCUUCAUUUGGGUUUAUUAGCUUGAACUGGAGAAUUUGUGCAAGGAGGAAAGGAUUCUAUCAGUCCCUAUUGAACUCUCUUCAUUUGAGUUUUGCUUAAAUUAUUGAAUUGUGGUAGAUUCAUGCCUGUGGUGCCAUAUUUUCUAGCAUCGCUUAAAUAUGGUAUAUUAUAACAUUUUGUGGCAUUUUUGCCUAUUCUCAAUUUUGCUUUGGCCUGGUAGCAAAUGGUUUUCAUCAAAAGCUGAAAUAAGAAUGACAUUGAUGUCUCUUUUCACCUU